Messenger RNA from Sinocyclocheilus grahami, 2449 nucleotides. RefSeq names its product ubiquitin-conjugating enzyme E2 K. The record is from RefSeq and is a predicted model, not a curated record. NCBI's taxonomy places the organism in Eukaryota, Metazoa, Chordata, Actinopteri, Cypriniformes, Cyprinidae. The transcript has 8 exons. Gene Ontology annotation, molecular function: protein binding. Bases 50 to 838 code for a protein of 262 amino acids.
AGAGAGAGAGAGAGAGAGAGAGAGAGAGAGAGAGAGAGAGAGAUCAGCCAUGGCAAAUAUCGCUGUGCAGAGGAUCAAGCGAGAGUUCAAAGAAGUGCUGAAAAGCGAAGAGACAAGUAAAAAUCAAAUAAAAGUAGAUCUGGUGGAUGAAAACUUCACCGAGUUAAAGGGAGAAAUAGCAGGACCACCAGACACACCGUAUGAAGGCGGCAGAUACCAGCUAGAAAUCAAGAUUCCUGAGACGUAUCCUUUUAACCCACCCAAGGUGCGGUUUAUUACUAAGAUCUGGCAUCCCAAUAUAAGUUCAGUUACCGGGGCGAUAUGUUUGGACAUUUUAAAAGACCAGUGGGCCGCUGCUAUGACUCUGCGAACAGUUCUGCUCUCACUACAGGCUCUUUUAGCUGCAGCAGAGCCAGAUGAUCCUCAAGACGCUGUGGUAGCCAAUCAGUACAAGCAGAAUCCAGAAAUGUUCAAACAAACCGCUCGUCUCUGGUCUCACGUUUACGCUGGUGCACCCGUGUCCAGUCCCGAGUACACGCGCAAAAUAGACAAACUCUGUGCUAUGGGCUUUGACAAAGGUAAUCAGAUGUCGUACAGGUCGCCUGCCACUGUGGCAAAAUUACCAGCCACUUCCCAAAAGCAACAGCAUUUGACUGAUGAAUGCAGUAAUAGUAGCCUUGUCCUCAAAAUCAUGGGACGUGGAGACAGCGACAGAGCUGCUGCUAAGCAACUGAUCACCCAGUUCUCUUUAUCAGGCCAUGUUUUCCUCAAACCCUCCUGCUUCAUGACCCAUCGCUCCCACACGUGCAUCACCCGUCUCGGUUUGUGUUCAGAAUGAAUGUUUGGGGAAGAGGCAGCACUGAAUCAUCUUCUGUCUGUCUUAGCAAAUCUUCACUUGUCUCAUCUUCCCCUCCCCAUCAUUUUCACUUAAUUUUUUUUUUGCCUUGCUAGAAUAAUUUUCCCUCUUAAAUUCAGGCUGUCACUUUCUUUUUAAAGAAACCCAACAAAGACUAAGCCUCUAUCAUUUCAUGCAAAAAAUGUCAUUUCAUGCUAAAAAAAAACACCUGCGUCUGUGAAACAAUGUCAGUACAUGUAAAUUAGUAUAUUUAAGGUUGUGUACAUUUAAAAGGCAAAAUAGCAGGAAUGUUUUUUUUUCUGUACACCAUAAAAAUACGUUUUGGGAUGUGUAUUUGAAUGGGAUAUUUAGCAUAUAAAAACAAAAAUCUGAGAUUAAUAAUACCCCCUUCUAUUUGAUGCUCUUACAAUGAACAAAUGUGUUUUUAUUUGCUCAUUUUAUUAUUUUAAGGUUUCUUUCGGCUUUCCUUUGCACUAAUCUGUCUGUGUAGUAGUUGAUACGGCCAGAUGACAUGGUGUUAUGUUGUGAGCGCAGACACAGUUUCAAACUUACUGGGUGAAGUGCUAUAUAUAUAUUUUUUUAACAAAAGGAAGAUUGCCAUUUCUCAAUUUUCCCCGUUUUUGAAAAGUGGGACGGUGUGGGAUUGAUGGUCACAAACCCUUUCUUUUUCUUUUCAAGGCAGCUGUAAGGUUUACAACUUGAUAAUGGACCGAUACACCUCGAGUUGCCUCUUUUUUUUGAAGAAUGUAUUGAAUGAAACAACUUGCAUUUAAGUGUAAACAUGUUGUACAUUUACAGAUGAGAAAGUGAAGACAUGAGAGUUUCUGUUAACGAUUGGCUUUUUUGUGGAACAAUCAAUACGGUUCAGUUUGGCAUUGGUGCAGAAGUUUAAAAGGGUCUCCGAGUGUGAGGUGGGCUGCGUUUCUUAUCAUACCAAAAUUGUAUUCAGAUUUCCAUUCACAGGAUACAGAUAUAAAUUCGUAUUUCCUCCAUAAGCAAUGUUGGAAGCAUGAAUCGAACAGCUAGAGUUUUUUUAGUCUACAACGAUGCUUCAGAGCAAACAGGCCAAGCACGAGUACUGCCACACAAUGCUUUGUGAGCCUGUUUUUACCUAGUGUUCUCUUCAUUUCUUACAUGGGUGAAUUGUUAAAAGUGUCUAUUCUCCCUUUGCUAUUUGCUAGCAUUCCCAUAUAGAAUCGGUUUUUAAAAUGCCCCCACGUUCACAGCUAGUUGCUUUCGAACACCACUUUCCUCGUGUACAUACAGCCAAGUUUUUUGGGGGGGAUAAAGUACUGUUCAUCUCUAAAAUGCACCAUUGAUGGCUGGAUUUAUAUUUUGUAUGAAAAUCAAAAAUGAAACAAAAAACAAGACUGUCUUCCUGUAGUGAUCACCUUGUUCAAUAUAUUGCACAGAGGAGUGAAUUAAAGGACAAAAACUUCUGUCAAAGGAGAAAUGCAGGUCACGGGCUCUGGCUUUAGUCACUUUAAGCUUCUUUACAAAACACGACAGAAAAAACCCCUACUCGAGCCGUACAAGCAUGGUUAUUUAUUGUGAAACUCAUUCUUUUGAAUUAAAAAAAGUGAAAAAUGUAAA